Sungouiella intermedia is the source of this 1827-nucleotide messenger RNA. NCBI's taxonomy places the organism in Eukaryota, Fungi, Ascomycota, Pichiomycetes, Serinales, Metschnikowiaceae. The record is from the annotation of a GenBank genome assembly.
AUGCUUUGCGCGAUUGUGCUUGUACUCCACCUUUUGGCCCUGGUGGCUGCGAAAUACCUUGAAAUCAGCAGUGACUUGGGUACAUACUACCUUCAGGCAAGUGACGGACGAUACAUUUUGACUGAUGAUAUUUCGAAGGCUUAUGGGAACUUCACUGUCGACUUUCGAAUCCACGGUGUUGAGGAAUUGGGUGUAGCUCGUGACAACAGGGUGUUGGAUGGAGCAUUCUACAGUCUCGAUGUUACUAAGGCAACUGGCUUCUUCCGCGGUGAGUACCUUAUACUCAGUAAUGAGCAUUUUUCGUGGUACGUGUGCCCAGAUCCGGUGACAGCGUCUGGGGACUGGCUCUUGUACAUCAAGGACGAUCGUUUUAACUACACUGAUUUCAUCAGCUCUACUGAAGACGGUGCCUCAGAGACCGGUUCCAGUGAUAUUAGCAGUUUUACUGAUAUUAGUAGUCAUACUGAUAUUAGCAGUACUACUGAGGAAACGUCUACUGUCGAAAGUUCCAUUGACAAUGGUGGUUUGGGAGAAGAAUCUUCCACCACCGAUGAAUCAACUGAUAUCGUUGUUGGUGGAGAUACCAGCACUGAUCGUUUAGUUGAACCAACUGAUGUUACGAGUCCCGAUGGUGCUCUUCUUUUUACCGAUCCCUUAGAAACCAUAGAGACACCUGCCAUUGAUACGCCCCAACAAGAGCUAGGUGACACCUCAACAGCCAAUGCUGAGCCUCUUCCAGUUGAUGAUACUACCACGGUAGUUGACACUCCUCUAGUUGACAGUUCUACACCAACAGCUGCUGAUGGUGAGGCUGACAAUUCGCCUGCUGAAAUUGUUCUGGCUAUUGAAUCUGCCUUGAGAUUUCUCAGGAACAAGAGGGCCGAGCCUGAUGUAUACUACGCAGUUAACUACGACCAGUGCUAUCCUAUCUCCGUUUUACUCGUGGAUGAGCCUGUUUGUGUCAGUGACGACUGUAGCUCUUCUUCCUGUGCUACUCUGUGUGUCAUGGCAUCGUGCACUGGAAGCCCAUGUUUCCCUGAAAUUUGUACUACGCUGUGUCCUGGCGAUUCUUGCCCAACAGUGUGCUCGAAGACCUUGUGUGCUGACAGUGCUAGUUGUCCAGCCCCAAGUUGCACUACUGAAUGCCCCAAAGGGUGCUUAACUGUUUGUCCUACCCAGAGCUGUUCUAGCGGAGCUUUGCUGUGUCCUCCAGCUUCAUGUACAACGCAAUGUCCUGGAGAAUGUGAUGUGAUCUGUAAUGCUAGCUGCUCGGGCUCCGCCUGCUCCUGUGUUACUUCAUGUGAUUCAGGCUGUUCUGGAACAUCCUGUCCAUGCACCGGACCACUUUGUCCUGGUGGAGGUAAUGAAGGUGGUGGUGAUUGUACUACAUGUGGAGGUGAACCUAAGACAAGGUGCAGUGGAUUGCGUUGUCAAGGUUGUACUACUUGCGACAAGACUGUCACCUUUCCUGGAUGUCCAACAUGUGUUCACACCUUCACUGAUUUUGUCAUCACCUGUCCUUCAGCUACUACUAUCACGAUCUCAACUUGUCCAAAUGUAAAUCAAUGCUCACCUAAGGUUUUGUCAUUGAGUCCAGGAACGCAUACACUCUCCGGAACUGCAGUUGUUGCAGUAAAAUCCAACAUUGUUCUGACUAUCAAGGCCGCGGGAGCUACUGGCACUGCAGGUUCUGGAAGUGGAACCUCUGGCAGUGGAGGCUCUGGAAGCUCUACCAGAAGUUCUACGACAGGCAAUUCUGGAGGUUCCACAAAGGACUUAGUUGGCACCUUCUUUGGAGCAUUGGCUUUCGUGAUCUUGAUGUGGUGA